This is a messenger RNA of Drosophila guanche, 1363 nucleotides long. RefSeq lists its product as uncharacterized. The transcript is spliced from 4 exons. The annotation marks the transcript as partial. The record is from RefSeq and is a predicted model, not a curated record. Lineage: Eukaryota; Metazoa; Arthropoda; Insecta; Diptera; Drosophilidae.
CAGCUACAGCUACAGGAGGAACAUCCACUGCUGUCAGCCAUUGCGGCGAAUAAUUAUGCUCAAACGCAACGCGUGCAUUAUCCCAACCAUUACUAUCCGAACCAUUACCAUUACCAGCAACAGGGACGACCGCUGCUGGCCGCCGGCAGCAGCCACAACGGUGCUUAUGCAGGCACUGCACCAUCCAGCGGACAUUCUGGCUAUGGCGGCAUCGAGCCAUCGGUGGAGUACGAAUUGCAGCAGACGUCACCCUCGGGCAGCUUCUCCUCGUAUCAUGCCAGUGCUGGCAGUGCGCCCGCACAUCCGCCCCAUCCGCCUCAUCCUCCCGCCCACAUGCCACAUCCACCACAUCCUCCACCAGCGCAGACCUAUUCGUAUCCAAAGCCGAAGCCACCGCCACCAACGAGGAGCUCGGGCAAGAAAUCGAAGAAGGGCUCCGGCACGGUGAUGUCCGCGCUGACGCUUCUCUCGUUCUUUUUCUUUCUGAAUCUGCUGCAGAACUGCAUCAAGGAUCACAUGUCCGAUAUGAAUCCCACCGUUAUGGUGCUCACGGAUACCGGCGGUCGCAAUCGUUUCAAUAAAUUAGCCGAGAUGAACUCACGCGAACAAACCUCAUCGCCGACCCCAUCUUGGCAGCAGGCAGCCUUAGUACCCCUGCCGGAUACCGCACCCGGACGACCCCACCCCGUCUCCAGUCCGUCGCCCGUUAUUGUUACGCCCACGGUGGUGCUGCAGUCGCCAUAUAGCGGAGUUGCAACGGACUCACAUCAUUAUCCACCACCCUCCAAUGCUGAUAAUGAUGAUGAUGUUGUUGAUGAUGUUUAUAAUUACGGGAAUCGGAGACCACGGCCGCCACACCACCACCACCCAGAAACGACCUCCGCGGACUUCUAUCCUAAUCGCACAACACACAUUGACCACUCGUCCCGUCCCGACUUUGACUCCGAUUCAGAUUCCGAUUACUAUCAGCACCACUACUACCCCGAAAGGCAUCGCUACUCGGACUCCCGCCGCCACAGCAAUCCCAGCAAUCCCAGCAAUCCCAGCAAUCCACGGCGUCCUUGGUCUUAUGGCAGCAGCAGCACCAGCAGCAGGCAACGCUACUCAUCCGCACCGUGGUCUUCAGCUUCGUUGGGCGCUCAGUCGGGCGUGAGCUCUUACUUGGAUAAUGCCCAGCGACGUCAAGGUGAUGAUGAUGAUGCUGCCGCUGCUGACCAUGGCUAUGAUGAUGACGAUGACGAUGACGAUGGUCGGCAUCGGCGACGCGGUGAUGCUUUCUAUACACGCAUUAAUUGAAUGCAAGAAGACCAUGCCACGCCACGCCACGCGCCCACAAUUGUGUGUUGUGUGUGUGCCAUGGAAA